Molecule: messenger RNA, 474 nt
Organism: Setaria italica (foxtail millet)
Lineage: Eukaryota; Viridiplantae; Streptophyta; Magnoliopsida; Poales; Poaceae
Exons: 1
Coding region: 1-474 (157 amino acids)
Source: RefSeq, a predicted model, not a curated record
AUGUCUACUAGUAACAAUUCCGAUUUCAAUUUGCAAUCUGUGCUUGAUAAGAAAAAGCUCAAUGGAGCUAACUUUAUUGAUUGGUACCGCAACCUGAGAAUUGUUCUCAGGAAAGAGGAAAUUGAUUAUGUUCUUGAGCCACCAUACCCUGAUGAUCCCCCUACUGAUGCGAAUGUUGUAGCUCACAGAGCUUAUCAGAAGCACCUUGAUGCUGCACUCAACGUAAGCUAUCUCUUGCUUGCCACCAUGUCCCCUAAUCUGCAGAAGCAGUAUGAGCUUGUGGAUGCUCACACUAUGAUUGAGGAACUACGUAGAAUGUUUGAGAACCAAGCCAAGACUGAGAAGUACAAUAUCUCAAAGUCCUUGUUUGCGUGCAAGCUAGAUGAAGGUAGCCCAUUGAGUCCUCAUGUGAUCAAGAUGAUUGGUUACAUUGAGACUUUGGAGAAACUUGUUUUGAACUCAAGGAUGAUCUAG